AUAUAAAACAGAAGCAAAAGGCUUAAUUUUGGACACCUGAUUUAUCCUUGGUGCGCUUGUUUCUUGGUCGGAAAAAAACUCCUUGUCGUUACCCAAAGAAUAAACGCUUCAGAAGGUAAAAGCAAUCAUGCCUUUUAGCAACACCCACAACCUGAUGAAGAUGAAGUUCUCCGCGGAGCAGGAGUUCCCAGACCUCAGCCAGCAUAAUAAUCACAUGGCCAAGGUGCUGACUCUGGAGAUGUACGAAACACUUCGGGAGAAACAGACUUCCAGCGGAUUCACGCUGGAUGAUGUCAUUCAAACUGGGGUUGAUAACCCAGGACACCCUUUCAUCAUGACCGUGGGCUGUGUUGCGGGAGAUGAGGAGACGUAUGAUGUCUUCAGGGAGCUCCUGGACCCAGUUAUUGAGGACCGGCACGGGGGAUACAAGCCUACAGACGUGCACAAGACUGACCUGAACCCAGAGAACUUGCAGGGUGGAGACGAUCUGGAUCCUAACUACGUCCUGAGCUCUAGAGUCCGCACUGGCAGGAGCAUCCGUGGGUUUUGCCUGCCCCCCCACUGCAGUCGUGGGGAGAGACGUGGUAUUGAAGAACUUUCCAUUAAUAGCUUAAGUUCCUUGGAAGGUGACCUAAAAGGCAAAUAUUACGCUCUGAAGAACAUGACUGAUGAAGAACAGCAGCAGUUGAUUGAUGACCACUUCCUGUUUGACAAGCCAGUCUCUCCCUUGCUGCUGGCUUCUGGGAUGGCCCGAGACUGGCCUGAUGCUAGGGGAAUCUGGCACAAUGACAACAAGACCUUCCUGGUCUGGGUUAAUGAGGAGGACCAUCUGCGUAUUAUCUCCAUGCAGAAGGGAGGCAACAUGAGGGAGGUCUUCAACCGUUUCUGCACUGGCCUCACAAAGAUCGAGGGUCUUUUCAAGGAGAAGGGCCACGAGUUCAUGUGGAAUGAGCAUCUGGGCUAUGUGCUGACGUGCCCCUCCAACCUUGGCACCGGCCUGCGUGCAGGUGUCCAUGUCAAGCUGCCAAAACUCAGCAAAAAUGACAAGUUCGGGGAUAUUCUCAAGAGGCUAAGGCUCCAGAAGCGUGGAACAGGUGGUGUUGACACUGCUGCAGUUGGUGGCAUCUUUGAUAUAUCUAAUGCUGACCGCCUAGGCUUCUCUGAGGUGGAGCUUGUGCAGAUGGUGGUCGAUGGUGUGAAGCUGCUUGUGGAGAUGGAGAAGCGUCUGGAGAAUGAUGAGUCUAUCGACGACCUCAUGCCUGACCAGAAAUGAACACUUGCUCCCUGAGCUCUUGUUGACCUGCCCUGUACCUUCCACUCCCAACUUUGCUCUAAGAUCUUAACUACAUCAAGGAAAUCACUCUAAGUUAGCAGCACUCAAGUAGGUUGAGUCUUCCAUCAGUGUGAUUGAGGAUUUUUGUAUCAAACAUCUUGCAGCGUUGAGGAUGGCUCUUAACACCUGAAAUAAAGCUCUUCAGUCCAUGGA
Molecule: messenger RNA, 1486 nt
Organism: Brienomyrus brachyistius
Lineage: Eukaryota; Metazoa; Chordata; Actinopteri; Osteoglossiformes; Mormyridae
Product: creatine kinase B-type-like
Exons: 8
Coding region: 128-1273 (381 amino acids)
Biological process (GO): phosphocreatine biosynthetic process
Molecular function (GO): creatine kinase activity
Source: RefSeq, a predicted model, not a curated record